UGCUCACAUAUCAGGGAAGCUCUCUAGUGCAGACUGCAUAUGAGGAAAACAAUGGGAUUGAAAAGAGACAAUGUGGGACAAGUAUAUUUCCCUCUUUCCCCUUGUUGAUAAUACUUUGUAAAUGAGCCUGGCUAAAGUCCCAGCCCUUUAAAUGAUGGCAAUCAAAAGCUAGAAUGACAGUUGGACCAGCCACGAAUUCUAACUGCCUUGGAAUCUUGGGAUUUUCUCUCCAUCCCCACCACAUAUUUCCUCCGAACUUCCUCGCCAAGCUGUUAAAAUGUCUGCCAAUUCUCCUAAAUCAGAUCCGGAGUCCCCCAAAAAAGAACUCAGCGUUACAAAAAGGCCUUCACCCAAACCUGAGAAUAAGCAUUUGAAUCAAACAUCAAGGUCACCUCUGCAUUCUAGAUGUCCUCUCUGUAUGAAACAUGUUGGCAAUAUGUUGUACCUGGACCCCUGUUUGCACAGCUUCUGCUUCUCCUGUACACAGGGCUUGCUGGAAACCCAGGCCGAAUGUCCUUGCUGCAAGCAGCCCAUUAGUUCUAUCUUUCACUCUGUGAAGAAGAAAGAGAGUCCUGAGAAGCUGACAUCCAUGAGAUAUGUCAAAGACAAGCCCUCUCCUACUCCAUCCAACAGGAAAGAACAUAUGGCCUUAUCUUCUAGAAAACCCAAAGGAAAUGAUCCUUUAACACCUUUCAAAAGCCAUUCUGACAAUGACAUUUUGCCCUGUGAAGAUCAUACCUUUCCCAGCUCUAAUGUGAAGAGAUCCUUCAAGCAUUCCUCUGUUAAGCCAUCAUCAAAGGAGAAUCCGUGUCUUGAUAGAUUUGAAAAAUCUGAGUCCAGUCAUGAAUGCUAUGAUGUACAGAUCAUAGAGAAGAAGCCAAGUUCAGACCAAGUGUUCCACGAAUCAAUCCCACAUGAAGCUGCAUUCAGCUCCCCUCCAGAAUGUGCCAAAUCUCAUUUGAAGAGACCUUCUAAGCCUUCCUCUACUAAGUCCCCCAAAAAACAUCUUAAAGCACCUGUUAAACCUAACGCUCAGCAGGAAUCGCAUUUGCAUGCUUUAAGGAAGAUGCCAAUUUCAGACCGGGUCAGCCUCGAAUCAAUACAGGAUGCUGUUAAAUUGGAUGCCACCCCAAAACGGAGCAUACUUGUAGAUGUUGACAUUGACAUGCUUCGUUAUAGAGCAAUAUCUGCCAACCUAUCUAAGCCAAACAUGCUAGAGGGUCUAUGCUUGCUUCUGUCAUCAGGAGCUUUAGUAUUUGUAUGUGUUUAUAUCUAUUUGCAAAUAGUCGUCAUAUAAAAGGUAAUUAGAUUUGUUUCUGGAAAAAUCAGUCUUGGAGAAAGUCCUCAGUUUGUGGGAAAAGGAGAAACAAUAUUAUCUAACUUAACAUGUUCUGAUAUGCAAUGUAACCCACAGUCCCUUCACAUAUUGGUCUGGUGUACAUGUAAUGACAAGCAUGGGUAUUUUGUGUAAUUUACUCUCAGUUUAAGCCAGCCUUCACCAGGAUUCAAGUUUAUCAUAUAUAAACAGAGACUGGUAAGAUGACUGGGAUUUCUGGGAGCUGAAGUCCAAAACACCUGGAGGCCCAAAGGUUGGGAACCACUGCUAUACACUUUAGAAUUAAUGCUUUUUGAUACCAUUUUAAUUGCCAUGGCCCAAUGCUAUGAAAUCCUAAGUGUUACCAGUAUAUGUUGCAAGAUACUAGAAUUCUUUGUCAGAAAACUCAACUCUCAGAUUCCAUAGCAUCAAGUCAUGGAAGUUAAAGGGGUGUCAAAUGGCAUUGAUUCUACAAUUUAGAUGCACACUGAGAAACUGUAUAUUAUAAAUGUAAAGUGUCAAAAUGAACCCCUUCCAUAUCAAGUCAAACUCUUGCUGUUAAAGAUCCUGUAUAACUUUGUAAACUAGCAUAUAUUUACUAUGGUGGGAUAUUUCCUGUACUAUAACCUACUUCAUCAGACAUAUGAAUAGUUAUCCAGAAUGCCAGGUAUAUAAAAAAUGAUAAUAUUCAUAGAAAGGACAGUAACAAAUGCAAUCAAAGAAAAGUAAAUACAGAAAUGUUCUAUGUCACGCUGGAAAUUUAUUGCUAACCCUGGGAUUGGAAAGUCCCAUUGGCAUAACUCACUGGAGUUGUAGAGAACAGGGAGGCAGGUAGUUUGAAUGUUAAAGUGCUCAAUGUCUGUCUGACUGAAAGGUUUGACACUGUUCAUCAGAUAGGAAACAAGUUGUGUAGGGAGGUCUUAAGCAACCCUUAUGCAAGCCCAUCAAAGGUACAACAAUUAGCGCAACAGGCAGUUAUGCUCACAUGGAAUCCCUACGAGAUCAUGGCUUCAGUUCUUUCUAUGUUUAAUUCCUUUCUAACUUAAACACCUAUAAUUCAACUUCCAAUGCAAAAUACCUCUGCACUUGAAAUUAUGAGUAACACUCCAUGCAUCUGGGCAUAAUCCAGGAAAUUCAUCAGUGUGUGGGUCUUCAGUGAUUUCUGCCAGAAAAGUCUUUAAUGUUUUCAGUAAGAAGUAUAAAUGUGGAAAUCCAGGUGUUGAGAAGCACAUAUAGUAUACAAGCACACAUCUCGGCUAGUCAAGAUUGGUUGCUACUACCAAACUCCAUUCCAAGAAUUUGGAAGCCAUGAAGUCAGUUCUAUCAGAUUCUAUCUUAUUGGAAAAUAUGUUUCUAGGGAAUGUGGCUUUCUCUAUGGCAAUCCCAAUGAACUGAGAUUGUAGAGCAGUAGUUCUCAACCUGUGGGUCCCCAGAUGUUUUGGCCUUCAACUCCCAGAAAUCCUAACAACUGGUAAACUGGCUGGGAUUUCUGGGAGUUGUAGGCCAAAACACCUCAGGACCCAAGGCUGAGAACCACUGCUGUAGAGAAAUUGUUGUUCUGUUUAUACUUUUGGAGGUCAGUUGGAAGCCUUCCUCUAUUAGGAAAGCACUUGGUUGCUUUGUCCUACCACUUUGCCAGUCCAAGAUUUUACUGCCAUUUCACUUUUGACUUUAAAAACCCUUCAUUUCUUUUUGUUGUUUCAUUGCAGAUAUCAUUUCCAUUUACAUACUGCUAUGACAUUUCACUGGCAUAGUGGCAUAACAUUUUUUUAAUAUAAAUAGUGUAAUUUCAUAAUAAACUUGAAAACCUAAAAUAUAUCAUUGGCAACUUUUUCUCUGCUGAAAUGCUCCAAUGGAAAUUUGCAGGACUUGAUCAUGUAAACAUGUGGAUCCUUAAACAUUUGUGGUGGAUUUCUGAUCAAAAUGAUCUGUUUUUCUAUCAGCUGGGGAAGAAUCAGGUUUCAUAUGUUUUCCUCUGUGAAUGUGGAAAACAGUAGGCUUAUGCAAUUUGACUGGAAAGUAGUCCAGUUUUGGCAUCCGAAUUUCAUUGGGCACCCAGAUUCAUUUUUAGGAGCCUCCUGAAAAUCACCUAAUAGAAAUAUUAGUCUUUGGCUAGGCAGCCAAAAUAUCCGGGAAGAUACUGGUGGGAAUGGGGAAAUUACAAGGCUCCCAUUUCUGUUCCUGGGAUCCUUUCCUUUCUUGCCUUCAAGGGAGUCUGGGUUUCAGCAAUGGGGUUAAAGAAGACCCUUCCUGGGACUCUUUACUUUCUUGACUUUAAACGGGUCUGGGUUUCAGCAAUGGAGUUAAGGAAGCAGCGUACAAACCAUGUCAAGGCAUUUUUCUAUUCAGAUUGGCUUAACAAGCAGGGUUCACAGGGAAACUCCAUGCUCGCGGCAGCCUCUUUGCACGCAGUGUGAUGACAGAUAGGAGAGGAACUGUUAUCAGCCGCCAUGUGGUCCUGUCCUGAACAAAAAAAUGACGGCUGGGUCCUUACCAUUAUGGCCAUCCAGCCAAGUCAGAUAACUGACCACUUUGAAUCCAUGCGCAAGCCUAAUGAGCACUUAUAAAGGCAUGCUAAAAUAUAAGGCAAAAUUACAAGGUUACUAUAAAUUGUUCUUGAACUUUCAUAGGCACUAGAACAUCCUAUAGUGGCUAGAAAAAGGAACAAAAAGUUAAAAAGCUAGCAAUAGCACUAUUUGAACUAUAUUACUGUGUAGGAGAAAAUGCAGCAAAAGCAAAGUGGUGAUAUCUUACAAUUGUGCUAUUCCUUAGGAUUACAUUAAUUUUAAAAAAAUACUGUUCCAGGUUCAUGAAGAAGGAUUUUGUAAAAGAAAUGGAGCAUAGGCAACCACCAAUAGGAAUGCACAUUCCUCUCUGUCACUAAAAUGAUUCAAACAAAUGAAUCUAACAGAUCCCAUCUCACAUAUUUUUAGGAACUUUCUCCCAUUUCCAAGCGCAUUGGGAGCUCAGAAGACGGUUUCCCCCGUCUCUGGUCCCCUCAGUUUCUCUACACUUCUAUUACAUUUCAAGGAUGAAACACAACAGUUGACAACCAAAAGUGGUUUAGAUUGUGUGAAGGCCUCCAUGGCACUUAGUCCCUAAAACAUUUUAAAAGUGUGUGGAAAAGGACUUUAUCACACAAAGAAGGCAAACUGGCAUUGAAGCAAUCCUUUCACCUAUGGUGGUGAUCCCUAUCACACAACACCAUGCACAUCCCAUUGCCAACUGACCUCCUUUCUGUGAUUACCCACCUCCUACUAUUGAUUGAGAAAACCCAUUAAGAACUGCCAAUCCCACAAUGUCCCCAAUAACCUAUCUUGGGUGAUGGUCUGUUCCACUUCUGUACUGGCCUGCCAACACUGAGGUAAUGUCAAAAAAUAGGAUUAUUUUCCUUGCUAUUCCCAAGCUGUUUAUUUUAUAUUUUACAGUAAUAUUUUCCCUCUUUAAAAGUAACUUGCUGUAACUGUGACAUUGCUUUUUUUUAAACAGCAGAAGUCUGGGAAGGUAGGGUUACAAGGCUAUACAGAAAUAUGAUUGCAGGACCAUGGAUUUGCAAAGUGGCACAAUUACAUGAAUGAGAAGAGAGGCAAUAAUGAAGACGCUCAGGCCAGGAUGUAUCUAGUACUUGUGAUUUUGUGGCUAUGGUGGAAUUGCAGCUUCAUGCAAUAAAAUCCUUAUAUAUGAAGCAGACACUAACUAAGCUGACAAGGGAUUGUGUCUCUCCUCAUCCAGCCUUGCCACAGGUUUGCCAUCACCAUCAUCCUCCAAGAUAUAAUUCAUACUGAGAAUCCAUCCUAAAAAGGCAACAACAUGAUUUGUUGCCAGCUGCUUAAGAAGAGCAGCUGAAUGGUCUUUAGCAAGAUGAUCUUCUCUGCCUUCUUCAGCAGGUGCAGUUGCAGCUGGUAAAAGCGAUGAGAUAUUCUUGGAUAGAGAAAUUCAGAUACACAAAAAUAAGAAGUUCUUUGGUUUCUUGUUUUCUUCUUCGGGGUAUGAUGUACUGGUAGUGAUCCAGAGGAUUCCCAUUUGCCCUUAACUAAUGGAAAAAUCAUGUAUAAAACUAUAUAAAAAGAGGAAAAUCCACCCCUACCCCGACACCAGCUCCAGUGUAGCUUGGCUGAAAUAAUAAAUAUGUUUUGCAAUUUCAAUGUCAGUUUAAUGGAACAUAUUAUUCUAUAUAAUAUGUAUAUAAUAUAAACAACAGGAAAGGAGAUUCCACCUGAACAUCAGGAAGAAUUUCCUCACUGUAAGUGCUGUUCGGGAGUGGAACUCUCCCCCGGACUGUGGUGGAGGCUCCUUCUUUGGAGGCUUUUAAGCAGAGGCUGGAUGGCCAUCUGUUGGGGGUGCUUUGAAUGCGAUUUCCUGCUUCUUGGCAGGGGGUUGGACUGGAUGGCCCAUGAGGUCUCUUCCAACUCUACUAUUCUAUGAUUCUAUGAUAUAUGCAAAAGGCUGCAGUCUUCCAGGACAAGUAUCCACACUA
Anolis carolinensis (green anole) is the source of this 5792-nucleotide messenger RNA. RefSeq lists its product as uncharacterized. The record is from RefSeq and is a predicted model, not a curated record. Lineage: Eukaryota; Metazoa; Chordata; Lepidosauria; Squamata; Anolidae. Gene Ontology annotation, molecular function: ubiquitin protein ligase activity. The transcript has 2 exons. Gene Ontology annotation, biological process: protein monoubiquitination; protein polyubiquitination. The coding region runs from base 278 to 1297 and encodes 339 amino acids.